Messenger RNA from Alligator mississippiensis (American alligator), 14126 nucleotides. RefSeq names its product syntaxin 1B (gene STX1B). Gene Ontology annotation, cellular component: plasma membrane; SNARE complex; endomembrane system. The transcript has 10 exons. The coding region runs from base 70 to 936 and encodes 288 amino acids. The record is from RefSeq and is a predicted model, not a curated record. Gene Ontology annotation, molecular function: SNAP receptor activity; SNARE binding. Gene Ontology annotation, biological process: vesicle fusion; intracellular protein transport; exocytic insertion of neurotransmitter receptor to postsynaptic membrane. NCBI's taxonomy places the organism in Eukaryota, Metazoa, Chordata, Crocodylia, Alligatoridae.
CGCAGCCGCCGCGCCAGCCCCGGCAGCCCCGCACCGCCCGCGCGCCCGCCCGCACGGGCCGCCGCCGCCAUGAAGGACCGGACCCAGGAGCUGCGCAGCGCCAAAGACAGCGACGAUGAGGAGGAGGUGGUGCACGUGGACCGCGACCAUUUCAUGGACGAGUUCUUCGAGCAGGUGGAGGAGAUCCGCGGCUGCAUCGAGAAGCUGUCGGAGGACGUGGAGCAGGUGAAGAAGCAGCACAGCGCCAUCCUGGCUGCCCCCAACCCCGACGAGAAGACGAAGCAGGAGCUGGAAGACCUGACGGCCGACAUCAAGAAGACGGCGAACAAGGUGCGCUCCAAGUUGAAAGCCAUUGAGCAGAGCAUCGAGCAGGAGGAGGGGCUCAACCGCUCCUCGGCCGACCUGCGCAUCCGCAAGACCCAGCACUCGACCUUGUCCCGCAAGUUCGUGGAGGUGAUGACGGAGUACAACGCCACCCAGUCCAAGUACCGCGACCGCUGCAAGGACCGGAUCCAGCGCCAGCUGGAGAUCACUGGCCGCACGACCACCAAUGAGGAGCUGGAGGACAUGCUGGAGAGCGGGAAGCUGGCCAUCUUCACCGACGACAUCAAGAUGGACUCCCAGAUGACGAAGCAGGCGCUGAACGAGAUCGAGACCCGGCACAACGAGAUCAUCAAGCUGGAGACCAGCAUCCGGGAGCUGCAUGACAUGUUCGUGGACAUGGCCAUGCUGGUAGAGAGCCAGGGGGAGAUGAUCGACCGCAUCGAGUACAACGUGGAGCACUCGGUGGACUACGUGGAGAGGGCCGUGUCGGACACCAAGAAAGCCGUCAAAUAUCAGAGCAAGGCUCGGAGGAAGAAAAUCAUGAUCAUAAUCUGUUGCGUGGUGCUGGGCGUGGUCUUGGCGUCGACGAUCGGGGGCACCCUGGGCUUGUGAACCCCCAGUGGUGACACGCACAUGCAGACACACACACACACACGCACAACACACUCACACAACACACAAUCCGCCCCCCCGCGCCCCCCCUCCCGAUGAUGAUGAUACCACGGCUCACGAUAACGAUAUUCCUCCUCCUCCUCCUCCUAUUACUGCUGAUGUAACGAGACAGUAACGAGCCCUAAUGAGGGAGCGGCGCCGCCCUCGGCAAAUCUAAGGGGUUUUGUUCACUGCCAUCUCGCCAUCCAUCGCUCCAUUUCUCCCCCCUCCCUUUUCCCCCAAACGCCUGGUUCCCCCCCCCCCCCGUCACUGCUGGGGGGUGAGGAGGGGUCCCCACAACCCCGGUGCCCGUCCAUGUCCUGGGGCCAGGGGGCUGGCAGUUUUCUAGUCCCCUCCGGGCAGGGGUUUGGCUGAAUACUGCCCCUUGGUGAGUACCAGAGCAUUGGUGCUGGGGCAAUACCAAGUAUUAUCUCCGCCAGUCCCCGUGUGGGGGUAUCAAGAGGACAUGCUUGAGGAUUGGGGUAUGAUCAGUGGGACACACCUGAGUAUCACCCCCAGAUGAGGGAGCAUUAUCCAGGGACAUGCUUGAGCAUUUGCCCCCCUGAGUACUAGGGUAUCCAGGAUGGGAUGUGCUUUGGUAUUGCCCCCAGAGGCUGGAGUAUUAGCGAGGGGUCUACGUGGGCAUUGCGCACAGAUGCUGAAGUGUUAGAGAGCAGAAAUACUUGAGUAUCUCCCCCCAGAUGCUGGAGCACCAGUGGUGGGACAUACCUGGGUGUUUCCCCCAGAUGUUGGAGCAUUAGGGGGCAUACUCAUACUCAGGGGUGUUAUCCCCAGGCCCUGGAGCAUCAGUGGUGGGACAUACUUGGGUAUUGUUCCCAGGUGCUGGAGUAUCAGUGUGUGUGUGUGUGUGUGUGUGUGUGUGUAGUCAAGUUUUGCCCCCAGGUGUUUGAGUAUUGGGAGGGGAUGUACUCGGAUAUCCCCACCCCAUGUGUUGGGGCACUGGUCAGGGGACAUACUCAGGUAGCGCCUCCAGGUGCUGGAGUAUCAGUGAGGGAGAUAUACUCAAGUAUUACCCCCAGAGGUUGGAGCAUUAGUGAGGGGACAUGCUGAAGUAUUGCUCCAGGUGCUGGGGUAUCAGCGAGUGGACAUGCUCCAGUAUUGCCCCCAGGUGUUGGAAUAUGGGGGUAUCCAUGCACUGUUGCUGAGUCAAAGGAAAGUCGGAGUCGUAAGGCUGACACUGGGGUAUUGCCCCUAAUACUCUAGUACUGAAGUGCCACUGCAUUAGGGACAGCCUGGCCGGGGCAAUGAGCUGUUGGGGAGGGGAAGCCCAGAGUAUUUUCUGGACGUGUCUAGAGUAACCAGCCCUUGCGGGGUUGGUAUUGAGGACCUGAGGGAGUCCAACGUGCCCAAGAGUAAGGACUGAGGCAUGUUGUGGAGUAUUAGUAGGCUGUUACCCUGGAGGGGGGUGGCGUUGAGAAAAUGAAUACCCAGGUACCAAGUGGGGUUGGGGGUAACUAAGUCCACAGUGUCAAGGGGUUGUGGCCCUGCCUGGGAAUGCUUUGGAAUGGAUGCUAUAGCAUCCCGGUAUGGCAAAGCAUUGAUACUCCAGUAUGGGCACAUGGCGGGGGGGGGGGAUCCAUAUCCCAUUGACCGAGAAAGUUGGCGCACUGAUAUUACAUUAAGGAAGACAGAGCAUCAAUCUACAAAUACUGGAGCGCUGACACUGUUGCUGUAUCUGGGAAUACUGGAGUAUCGAUAUUACCUGUUGCUGUAUUGGAGACUGUUGUUACCCUAUCCCGGAGUGCUGGAGUAUCAGUACUUGCUCGGCCCUUGAGCUACUGUUGCUGUAUUGGAGGGUAUUGUUACUGUAUCUGGGAAUACUUCAGUAUUGAUGCUACCUGGGUUAUUGAGUUGGUGUUGCUGUAUUGGGGGGUAUCAUACCCUAUCUGGAAAUUGUGGAGUAUUGCUACUACCAUAGCCAUUGAGCUGGCUUUGCUGUACAGGGAGACCAUCUGGGAAUACUGGAGUAUUGAUACUACCUUGGCCAUCGGACUGGUUGGUGUUGCCUUACUGGGGACCUCGGUUAUCCUAUCUGGGAAUACUACAGUAUCGAUGCUGCCCUGAUGAAGAAGCAUUGGCGCUACUCUAUCUGGGAUACUGGAUUAACGGUACUACCACUGGCCAUUGAGCGGGUGCAUUUCAGAGUACCGUUACCCUAGCUAAGAAUACUGGAAUAUUGAUGCUAUUUUGGCCAAGAGGUGCGGACGCUGCCCUCUCAGAGUAUCAAUACUCCCUUGGCCACUGAGCUGAGAUUGCUGCAAUCUGGGAGUCUAAUUAGGUUGGGACCUCUGCCUGCUAGAAAUACCCACAAUAUUUCUUCCCCCGGGAGCAACCGUUUGAAAAGAUACUCCAGUAUUUUCACUUGGAUGAGGGUGGGGGGCUUCCUCCAUUGCAGUUUGGCUGUGGUCAUCAUAGCAAUUUCUGCAGCUACCCGCAAGGAUACCACGUCAAGAAAUACUCCAGUAUUCCCAGUCCCUUCUGUGUGUGCAGUACGUCUCUCGAAGCUGGGAAUGACUUCGAAGAGAUGCCUGGCUAAGGCACAUACUACAGUAUCCUGGAGUCACCACAAUACCCCUGGGACCAAAUCUACUAGACUAAUACAUCAGCGUGAGAGAGUAACACACAGGGGUGUUGGAAGUAGCCAUGCAAAUCGAAUGCAAAUCGAGAUGAAGGCCCAGGGUUUCAAUCGGAGACCGGGUGAGAGAAUACUUGAGUAAUACUGGCGUGGUGCUAGGAGAUACUCCAGGGUUUUGUUUUCGGGUUUUUUGCCAAAGGACAUAACCUCCCCCAGUCCCUAGAGUCGUCACCGAGUCCCUGACAUUGAUAUCGCCUGCACCUGGAGGUGCAGAUGUGCUGUAGUAUUAAUUACUUAUGUUGUCUCAAUUAAUUGUCAGCCUGCCUAAUUCUGGAACGGCCCCCGUGCAAUUCUGCGCUCAUAUUAGCUCCCCAAUGCUUCUUCACCUGCUAGGGUACCACACUGCGGUCGUUAGAUACCAGGGUACCACACCGUGGUCUUUAAAAACAGGGGUGCCACACUGUGGUAUUGUGUCGUGGCAUGUGAAUGCUAGGAUACCACACCAGGGUCAUUAAAUGCUACAGCAUGAUAUUUAAAUACUAGGGUGUCGUGCUGUGGUCUUUAAGUAUUAGGGUACCAUGCUGUGAAAUUUAAUUGGAAGGUUAUCAUCCUGUGGCAUUUGAAUGCUAGGGUAUCGUGGUGUGGUCAGUAAAUGCUAGGGUAUCACUACAUGAUGUUCAAAUACUAGGGCAUUAUGCUAUGAAAUUCAAAUAUUCGGGUAUCAUGCCAUGAUAUUCACAUACUAGGGCGCGGUGUGGUGGCAUUUAAAUGCUAGGGUAAUGUGCGGUGGUAUUUCAAUACUAGGGUAUCAUGCUGUGGUCAGUGAAUGCUAGGGUGCCAUGCCAUGGUAUUCAAAUACUAGGGUAUCGUGUCGUGAUACUUAAGCACUAGGGUAUUCUGCUGUGUUAUUUAGGUACGAGAGCACCACACUGUGGUCAUUAAAUGCUAGGUACCACACCAUGGUCAUUAAUUACAAUAUUAUAAUCAUUAUAAUAAUUAUAUAAUUGCUGUAAUGAUAAUAGUAACUCAAUAAUUAGAAUAUUAUAAUGCUUGCUAUACUUGUGGCAAUUUCUCUAGUAAAAGUGUGUGUGUGUGUGUGUGUGUGUGUGUGUAUCUGUCUGUCAGUGUAUCCAUCUAUCUGCCUAUCAAUAGAUGGAUAGAUGAGCGCCGAAAUUGUUAUAAUAAGUAUAACGAGUAUUAUUUUAUUCAUAUAUAUAUAUGUGUGUGUGUGUGUGUGUGUGUAAAUGGGUAUGUGUAUAUGUGCAUGUAUACACACACACACAUGCACACACACACUGCUUUUUUCUUUGGAAAUUUAUGCUCACUCCCAUUCAUACUUAAAAAAAAUAAUACGUUCAUAUAUAUUUUUAAAAAGUAAUAAAAAUAUAUUUAUACUUUUUUAAAAAAAGGAAUAAUAAUAGUAGCGUGUUAUUAGUAACUAUUGCCAUAAUUAAAUAUGUAAAUAUGCAAAUAUUUAACCAUCUAAAGAUUGCCCUAAUGUACAGUGAAUCAUUGCUCCCAGGUAUGGAAAUACUGCCAUAAUUUCAAUAUUUAAACAUUUUAACACUGCUUAAUUUAAAGCGAAUCAUAGCUCCCCAGUUCUGGAAAUAUUACCAUACUUGACAGCAAUGUCUCUCUCUUUGGUCAUAGACAUAUUACCAUAAUUUCCUGCAAAUCACUGCUACCCCAGCGAUCAUUAGCUCCCCUAGCUGGGGAGGGGUGAUCGGCUAUGAAUUAUGGUAAUAUUGCUAUAACCAGAGAGGAACAAUUAAUGCUAAAUUAUGGCAAUGUUUCUAUAUUGCCAUCAUUUCCCGUGAAUUGAUGCUCUCUGGUUACAGAAAUAUUACCAUAAUUCCCAGCCAAUCACCCCUCCCCAGUUAAGACAGCCGUAUAAACCAGGAGAGCAGUGCAAAAACAUAUAUAUAUAUAUAUAUACCUCUAGCAGAAUUCCCUUGGGGGGAAAAAUACUCCAAAGAUACUCCAGACCCCCACCCCUUAAAAAUCAGCCGUUACCCACAUGAGUGUAGCCCCUGGAGGAACCCGGCUCUACACAAAAGCAGCGCUAUUCCAUGAGUAUCGAUUGUGGAGCUAUGACAAUGCUAGAGUAGUAUAAAUUGAUAGGAGCAGACACAAAUGCUGCCAAAUAAAUACCCCGAGGAAAGCAGCUUGGUACUUCUAGCAUGAACGUGGCUUUCCAGGCCCCUUUGAGAAGUACUCGGGUAACACCGUGUGCUGUUGCUUUUUGGGGUGCAGCGAUCGUAGAGAGAAGCCAUCUCCCCCUCUGCUAGCAUGCGGCAGUAAUUCUAGCUGAAUACGCAGCUCUCGGGUCACUCGCUGCGAUGCUAAAAAUACUGAGGCAUUGCUGAGUAAUGGCUAACAGCAUGAUGCUCCCGGAGAGCAAAGUCUGUGGGCGCCCAGAGGUGCGCCUGCCCUCUGUUAGCCCUUUCGAGAAGUCUGGAGUAUUAAUACUCACCAAAGUACUGUUUAAUGAUGACCAGGCUGCGCCCUCCCACCCAGAGCCUCUGAGAAAAAUACUUGAAUAUUAGCAACGUGGCCCGUGUUCAAGAUUAAAUAUGAGUGCAAACCAGCUACAAAAACAUUGUAUUUCUUUCAGCACCAUCUUCGUGGCUGGCCGGCCAUUUUUGCCCUGUGAUAAUAACUCUGUUUCUGUAAUGUGCCUCCAUUUGCCAUGCACGGUAAAUGUAAUGGGUGCCGGGGCCAUAUAGAGCAAUACCGGGUAUUGCAGAGAGCACUGCUCCCCAGCCCUCAGGAUAGGUGAAGUCAUGAUGGAUUCAAUCCCGGAAGGAUUAAAACAAAGACCCUCCUCAUCCAAACACAAAUACCUGACUGACCUGGGAUACUUGUAGCUCUGAAAUACCCCCAGGGCAGGGACAUAUCAGGGGAAGAGCUACCCCAGCUUGCACCACAGGAGACACUGGAGCCUCUUAAGUCAGGGAGUGUGUUGGGAGUGUGUCUAAAUGAUAACUUCCAUCUCUACAGUCACCCAAAUGCCCCUUGGUAACAAUCCUGGAAUACUUUAAGAGCACUCCUAAACACUCAGCUACCCCUCGAUACCAGCUCACUGUUAGACCUGUCACUCCAGGAUGCCGUAGUAUUUUUGGGUAGUGAUAGGACUACUUGGAGAGGACCCCCAGGCACAUGAUACCCCCACUCCAGCAUGCUGUAGUAUUUUGGGGUAAUGAUAGGACUACUCUGAGCCUGCUCCCAGACACAUGGAUACCUCUCGAUACCAGCCCACCAUUAGGCCUGUCACUCCAGGAUGCUGUAGUAUUUCAGUGUAACAAAGAGUCCUCUGAGAGUACUCCCAGACACGUGAUACCCCCACCCCAGGACGCUGUAGUAUUUUUGGGUAAUGAUAGGACUACUCUGAGAGUACUCCCAGACACCAGCCCACCAUUAGGCCCAUCGCUACAGGAUGCUGUAGUAUUUCAGAGCAACAAUAAGAGUACCCCAAGAAUACUCCCCGAACUCAGAUACCCCUCAAUACCAGUCAUCCCAGUACAAAGAAACCCCCUCCCCACCUGGACCCUACCUCCUGCUUUUCCGGAGAGUGGGGGGUGUUGAAGAGCACCGCACGUGGGGGGCAUGCGCACACCUGCCAUGCGCGCACACCUGUGUGAUCACCCUUCCCCACCCAACACGCUGUGGCUGACAGGCAUAGAAAGGAGAGACGUAUGAUAGAGAGCACCACGUGUGUGUAUAUGCAUGUGUGUGUGUGUGUGUAGGCACACGCACUGUAGUGGCAGGACACCAGCUAUCGUGUGCAUGUGUUUGUACGUACACACCCUGUAGAGUUUGGCCAAUGGAUAUUGAGUGUGCUCCAGGGGAGCCGUGUCUUAUAUGCAGUGUACACCCAAUACCGUAUUUUCCCAUAUACAACAUGCAUCCCCUCCAAACCCCCAAAAAACAGUUCCUGGAAAUGGUGGAGCUCAUUAUAGGUGAGAAAUACAGUAAGAUCUGGCUCUGCCGGGAGGCAAGGGCAAUGUCUGCUCGCACUGCUGAUGAUACUCAGGGAAUUGUGGUAAGGGAAGGCCUUUCCCUUCUUCCUGCCUUUCGAGUAACAAGAUACACAUGCCCGUGCGUAUACGUGGGUGCCUGUAGAUGUGUGUACAUGUGUGAGAAAGCAUAGAGAAGUAAGGCUGGAGGGGAUACGCACACGGUUUUAUGUACCAAGGGCGUGUUGUUGUCGGGAACAUACGGUAUGAAGUCUUGGGUGCCCGUGUGCAGGGCAUUGUAACCGCACACUUGUAAUGUUGGUGUGUGCAUGGAGGUACAGAAGUGUGCCUGGGAUGGGAGGUCGACAUGUUAGACAUAUGGAGGCGCGUGUGUGUUUGGUGUGUACUUGCACCCCCCAUACGGUGUUAUAACUAUAUAGUGUGUGUGCGCGCGCGUAAGCCGGGCUGAGACGAGAUAGACAUUAUAGACCUCAUAUGUGUAGUUGUGUAUGUGUGUUUUGGCAUACACACACAUACAAACCCACACUAUUGGGUUGUAACUCUCUAGCAUGUGUGUGUGUGUGUGAGGAGAUAGGUGUGUAAGCCUGUUGGAGAUGGGAGAGAGACAUUAUAGACACGGUAUAUGGGGAAUGGUGUACAUCUAUACACACCCAUACUUUAGGGUUAUAGCACUGUUGUGUGUGUGUGUGUGUGUGUGUGAGAAAGAGGGAGAGAGAGGCAGAUGUCAUUAUAGAGAGAUGUGUGUGUGUGCAGACACACGUGUGUGUGUUCCUAGGUAAGUAGGUAUAUAUUGGAUCUAUUCAGUGUGUGCGUGUAGGUGCAUACAUUGCAUCUACUGUGUGUGUGUGUAGGUUAGAUAGGGGUAUAUAUUGUGUGUGUGUGUUGAUAGGUGUAUACAUUGCGUCUACUCUGUGUGUGUUGUAGGCAGAAGUAUAUACUGGAUCUGCUGUGUGUGUGUGUGUGUGUGUGUGUGUGUGUGUGUGUGUGGGCGGGCAGGCAGUUGUAUCUAUUGGAUCUAUUCUGUGUGUGUUUAUAGGUAUGUAUUUGAUCGACUCUGUGUGUGUGUGUGUGUGUGUGCGCGUGCGCGUGUGUGCACACUCAUUGGUAGGUAUUUAUGAAUUGGAUCUACUGUGUGUAUGUGCAAGCCACCAUAUUUGCCUAAUGUACCGGUGUGCAUAUAGAUGAAUACACACAUAGCUAGUAUAUUCACCCUAUGCAACACGCACACACACACGCACAGACACACACAUUAACUGUCUAGAGAUACAGAUAGAUGCGUGCACAGUCUGUAGUAUAUUUGCCCUCCUCAUGUUCGUGUAAACGAUGACACGCCUCUAGCACAUUUCCUGGCACACACAACCCAAUGCACCCACAAAAGCACACAAUGAAUAUCCUCUACUUGUCUGUACAUACCUUUACACAAGACAUACAUAUGCCAACACACGUGUGGUCCGUGUACCACAGCGGUGUGUACAAACCUAUAAUUAUAUAUAUAUGACUUGCAUAGAUAUACAUUCAGCAGGUUCUAGAGGUGUGUAUGUGUGUGUCUUGGGAAUGUAUCUACAUGCGUGUACACAGCAGAUGUGUGGCUGUAUCUGUAAUAAAACAUAGGGACAUGCAUAUGCCCUGUAGAUGUGUGCACAUUUGAUAAACGUGCUCACAAUGUCCUGUAGAUGUGUGCACAUAUUUGAUAAAACAGGUAUACAUGCAUAUAGAUAUUGUAGAUGUGUGUACAUGUUUGGAACAACAUAUAUGUACACACACAUACACUGGACAUAUCUUUGAUGAAACAUAUAUAUACUCAUAUAGAAAUGUAUACGUACCUCUGAUACAAUAUAUGCACACAUGUACACGGGGAAUGUACUGCAGCUGUGCGUAUGUCCCUUUGAAUACCCCAUAUACACAAGACAUAUGACUAGGCAUGUGUACUUAUGUUCUAGGCACGUGUACCUAUGUUUCAUGGCAAAGGCCCAGAGGGCUAUAUGCAGUAGUUGGACAAGUGUGCACGUGUCUUCAUCAAAAAAGAGAGGUGCCCUCAAAGAUUUGCUAAGAUGGGUGCACAUAUGAGCUGCACACGUGCACACGUAUGUAAGGGGAAUGUGGUAAGGAGGUGUGCAUAUGUCUUUCUAUCUCCAUAUGUCUCUAUACGUAUACACAGGAUGUGUCUCUUCCUCCUCCCAAGGAUUGCAGGCAUAUAUACUACAAAUGCUGCCCAUGUAUAUACAUGUUGAGCUAUGCACACGCAUGUGCACAGGUUGGGUAGAUGAUACUCCGCGGAAGGAGGUUUCUCUCUAGAACAGCCAUCUUCAAUAGCAAAUAUCCCACAGGGGGAAUAACUGGCAGUGGAUGUGUGUGCCCCACACACGUGUGUGCCAAAAAUACCGCAGGGUAUGUGUGUGCAUCUGCAUCUCUGUGUGUACACACAUGUCGAAAAUGCAGGGCAUAGAUGCUGCAGGGUGCGCGUGUAGAAAGCAUGUCAUAUUCACAUGACAUCCCUCUAUGUGUGUACUUGUGAAAAUGGCAGACCUUUCGCCUACCGCUGUAUUGACAUGUGUGCACAAAUGUAGAAAACACAGACACAAGUCUGCACACAUGUAGGGAUGAUGCCAUGUAUAUGCUACGGACAUGUGUGAACUGGGCCAGAUGCAUGUGACAUGCGUGUGUACCCACAUGGCAAAAACAUUCACUACACAAGCGAUCCCCAUGUAUUUGCAUGUAUUCAGACAUGCACUACAUGUGCCAUAUACAUGUGCAUCCGCUUGUGGAGAAGUGCACACUAUCCACACUGCAGAUGUGUGCUAAUGUGUGUGCACAAAUGUAGGUGCAAUAGACAUGUCAUGUAGAUGGGCCUCUAUGUGUAAGCACUUGUGUAGGAGACAAGAGGGAUACGUGUGUACCCACAUGUGUGCACACCUGUGAAAGACAUGCAGUAUACACAUGUACCCACUUGUGUGCACACAUGUAGAACAUGUGCAGUAUAGAUGCUGUAUACAUUUGUACCCCCAUGUGCGCACACAUGCUAUAGAUGCUUGUACCUAUGGUUGUGCAAACGUGGCGAACACACACACAUGCUAGAGACACUUGCACCUCCACGUGUGCACACAUAGAACACACGCAAUAUGUAUACUAUGUACUCUUGUACCAUACACCUGUGGCACACGCAGCAUGAUGCUACAGACGCUUGUACACUACACGCUUGCACGUGGGCAGCACUCCUCUACGCGGCAUCCAACGCUGCGGAAAAGAGCCCCCGAGACGUGGCAGACAUGUGCCAUGCCACGCGUGUGCACCCCCUCUCCCUGCCUGUCUUCACCCAUCCCCUCCAUCCCCCCAUGCAAAAAAAAAUAAGAAAAGGAAAAAAACCCCGUUUUCCGUGAACAAACCCAGCUUAGAUUUGACUCUUUUUGGGUGAACCCCCCACAAAAUGGCACAAACAAACAAGAAAAACAAGCCCUGAAGACUCCUCCGUCCCGCCCCCCCACGGCUGUGGCGUGUUGAAUACCCCCGUGCCCCCCCUCCGUGUCCCCCCCGGGGUAGUUCUGCUCUGUGAUGUUUCUCUCUGUGCUCUGUGGUGUGUUGGCCUAUGAAGCAGCCCCCCAAAACCUGUGAUUUUCUUUCGUUUUUAACCGUUUCCCCCUCUUCUCUGGGCAUGUGCGGUUCCGUGUUCCCUGCCCCCCCCUCCGGUUUUGCAUGGGGAGGCUCCGUGGUCCCGUGUCCCCCGUCCCCUUCGCAUGCCGGGCUCUGUAGACCCCGUUUCCCCCCGCACGGCAUGGGGGGGCGGCAGCUUCUUCAACCCCCACCCUCGGUUUUCGGGCCUCUGGGUGCGGAUAUCCAAUGGCCCCCCCACAUUCAGGCCUCUGCGGCCUUGGAUUUCUAACCCCUCUCCAUUAUUUGAUGCUGCCGGCGCCAGAUUUCCAAGGGCCCCGCCAUUUUCCCUGCGUGGCCUGGGAUUUCCAACGGCCCCGCCAUUCUUUUCUGCCAACGACACCGGAUUUGCAGUUUCCCCUCUAUUUCUCCUGCGGGGCGUUGGGUCUUUCCCAUUAUCCCUCCAUACUUGUGUGCCAACAGCUCUAUAUUUCCAACCUGUCCUCCGUUUUUCACGUGUGCGGCCUUGUACUUCCAACAUCCCCUUCAUUGUUUUAUGCCGGCGAUGCUGGAUUUCCAAGUUCCCCCUUAUUUUUUCGGGGGGGACCUGGGCAUUUCCAACUAUCCCUCCAUAAUUGUGUGCCAACGGCUCUGCAUUUCCAACUAUCCCUCCGGUUUUCAAAUGUGCAGCCUGGUAUUUCUAACAUCCCUUAAUUUCUUGAUGCCAAUCGUCCUGGAUUUCCAAUUUUCCUUCCAUUUCUUAUGCCGACAGCUCGUUAUUUCCAACGUGCCCUCCAUUAUUUUGUGCCAACAGCUCUAUAUUUCCAAUUAUCCCCCCACUUUCUGUGUGGGGAGCUCUGUAUUUCCAGCUCCCUGUCCAUUUUCUGCACGUGCGGCCUUGUAUUCCCCACAUCCCCUCCAUUAUUUUAUACCGACGGCUCUGGAUUUCCAUUUUUCCCUCCAUGUUUUCUGUGGGGAGCUCUGGACUUCCAGCUAUCCAUCCAUUUUUUGCAUUUGCGGCUUGGUAUUUCCAACGUCCCCUUCGUAAUUUUGUUCCGACAAGUUGGAUUUCCAAUGCCCCCCCCUUUGGUUGUGGGCAGCUGUGUAGUUUGAACAACCCCUCCUUUUUUUGCAUUCGUGGCCUUGUAUUUCCCACACCCCCUCCAUUAUUCUGUGCCGGCGGGUCUGGGUUUCCAGUUUGCACCCUUUUUUUCUCUUUGGACCUGGGUAUUGCUAAGUGUCCCUCCAUCAUUUGAUGGGUGUCCAACUCUGUCCAUUUUCUGCACGUGCGGCCUUGUACGUCCAACAUCCCCUCCAUUAUGUGUGCCAACGGCUCUAUAUUUCCAACAAUCCCCCAUUUUCUGUUUGGGGAGCUCUGGAUUUGCCACCGUUCCUCCAUUUUGGCAACGUGAGGCCUUGUAUUUCCAGCGUCCCCGCCGGUAUUUUGUGCAGACAGUACUGGAUUUCCAAGGUUCCCAGGGUUUUUUUCUGUGGGGAGCUGCGUAUUUCCCACGGUCCCUCCAUUCGCUGCAUGUGCAGCCUCGUAUGUCCAAGUUUUCCUCCGUUACCUGUGGGGGGAGCUCUGUAUUUCCAAUGCCCCCUCCAUUAUUUUGUGCCAACGGCUCUGGAUUUCCAACCUUUCCUCCAUUUUGGCAUGCGUGGCCUGGUAUUUCCAAUAUGCCCUUUGUUAUUUUAUGCCACUGUUCUGGAUUUCCAGUUUCCCCCCAUUUUUGUAUGUGGGGAGCUGGAUAUUUCCAAUAGUCCCUCCAUUUUUCGCACACGGCGCCUUGUAUUUCCAACGUCCCCUCCAUUUUGGGUGCCCACGGCACUAUACUUUUGCUGUGCCAGGCUCUUUAUGUCCAAAUUUCUCCCCUUUUUGUGUGGAUUGGGCUUCUGUAUUCCCAAGUUCUCCCUCAGAUUCUUGUGCCGGGUUGGUGCGUCCAGUGCCCCCCCAUUUGUCGUGCGCCGGGCCCUGGAUGUGCAACUUUCCCCUCCAUGGUUUGUGCUGGGCUCUGUAUUCCCAGCUUCCCCUGUGCUUCCACACGCCAUCCUUCCCCUGCAUGUUUUGUGUGUUGGGCUCUGUAUCCCCCUUUCCUCCCAUGUUUUUGCAUGUCGGUCUCUCUACUCCCAACUUGUCUAUAUUUUUGGUGCGUUGGGCUCUACAUUCCCAAUUUCCCCCGCCCCCGUAUUUUUGCAUGGCAGGCUCUCUAUGUCUCUCCACGUUUUUGCGUGCCAUGCUCUAGCUCCCCAACUUUCCCCCCAUAUUUUCAUGUGUUGGGCUCUACGUUGCCAACUUGUCCAUGGUUUUGUGCAUCAGGCUCUACAUUCCCAAUCCCUCCUCACCCCCGUAAUUUUGCAUGUCGGGCUCUCGAUGUGCAACUUCCUCUCCACAUGUUUGCGUGUUGGGUUGUACAGCCCCAACUUACCCAGGUUUUUGUGUGUGUCAUGCUCUAUACGUCCAACUUGCCCUCCGUAUUCUUGCGUGUUGGACUCAAUAUUACCAACCUUUCCUUGUUUUUGGGUGUCAAGCUCUAUAUUCGGAAGCCCUCUUCCAUCCUUCAGCGUAUUGGGCUCUGUCCACCCCGACCCCUCUCCCUUGGGCUCUCCACACCAAGAGGCUUCUCCCUUUCCCCAUUCCCGGUCAUUGCGGGCCCGGCUUUUGGGACCCCCCGUUAUCUAACGCUCCCUGUUUUUCUUUGCGUGUGCGGCGCUGGCUUGGUCCUUGCCCCUUCCCGCCCGCCCCCGGCGUGUUGCCCUUGAAGAUGACACGUGGCCGAGGGAUCCCCGUCCCUGGGGUCUCCAGCUCCGUGCUCCCCUCUGCCCCCCAGACCAUGUUGAAAGAGCAAAAAAAAAAAAAAAAAAAAAAAAAAUUAAAUUAAUGAUGAACAUGGAUGAAACAAUCCAAUGUCAAAACAAAGCAAAAUAAUGAAGUGUAAUUAAUUAUCUCAAGAUGAAUAAAAAAAGAAAAGAAAAGAAACGGGCUUCUGUUCAUA